This is a messenger RNA of Pocillopora meandrina, 859 nucleotides long. Lineage: Eukaryota; Metazoa; Cnidaria; Anthozoa; Scleractinia; Pocilloporidae. The record is from the annotation of a GenBank genome assembly.
AUGGACCUUGUUCUUCCAAGAUUACAACAAAAUCUGCGCAUUGUCGGGAGACAGUUAAGUGAACUGGCACGGAUUUCGUUAUUUCUUUGUUGCAUAAUGUGCCUCCAACUUUAAUUUCCAGAAAUCCACCGGUUUGUUCGUGUGUAACAACAAAUGCUCUUUUUCAAGUAUGUACAUCGAAAACGCAUCUGAUGGGAGAAAAUAUGUUGAUCAAGGCGGGGGCAAGGCAGGCGGGGGUUGGGGGAAGGGGGGGGGAGGUUAUGAAUUUCUCGAGAGGAGUAUUGCGCAUUAGGUCUUAAAGCAUUUGAGACAUGUCAAGGCACUUCAUCAAAAUUGUUGUAAAUAUCUUAGCAAAAAGAGUGCUAAAUGCACGGUAAUACCCUCUAGAUAUGCUCGUACCACCUGAUUGACAUCAUUGAUCUGGUUUGCUGUAUUACUUCUGUCUUUCUAGAAAUCUUAGAAAAAAACUCAGAAUCUAAAAGUCAUCAAAGGUUAGCUUUUAACCCUAAGCAAAAUUUUCUGUAGGAUUCGAAAACUUCCAUCGAGGAUUCGACGAGCAGUCCGACGGAGCAUGGAACGUGUCCUUGUCCGUAUUGGAGUUAAGCGUCACAGGGAAAGAAAACAAAAACUAGAGCGAUUUCAGAGCAGCAUUGACAAAAUAUUUAAUUUAAAACGUCGUGGAAGCCGUGGAGCUGAAGAAUCAUCAGGUUUCAUCAGUGAGGAGGAUUUGGAAGAUGAAGAUUUUCCUCCAGACUACAGCAACAGCGAGCUUAAAAUCAAGACCAUACCGACAGGCAGAGGAAGUUUAUUGACUGAAACUGAUGGCCCGAUCGAAAUUGAAAUGACAGUCUUCAAAUAG